Molecule: messenger RNA, 1140 nt
Organism: Nerophis lumbriciformis (worm pipefish)
Lineage: Eukaryota; Metazoa; Chordata; Actinopteri; Syngnathiformes; Syngnathidae
Source: RefSeq, a predicted model, not a curated record
AAGUCAAAAAAGAUGGCGCCCACUCACGUAUUGAGAUGCUGUCAACGGGGAUUAGCAUGGAUACCUGUGAUUUUUAUCGCUAUGGUCGUCUGCUGGUCCUAUUAUGCCUACGUGGUGGAGCUCUGCAUAUUCACCAUCACGAGUAUAGGAAAACAGGUUGCAUACCUCAUCCUCUUCCAUCUCUCCUUCAUUAUGUUCGUGUGGUCCUAUUGGAAGACCAUCUUCACAAGGCCCAACAACCCUUCCAAAGAGUUCUGCUUGCCCAAGGCUGAGAAGGAACACUACGAGAAGGAGGAGAGGCCAGAAUCUCAGCAAGAGAUUUUGUGGCGAGCCGCCACCAACCUGCCAAUUUACACACGCACCGGAGCGGGAGCAAUUCGCUACUGUGACCGCUGUCAAGUGAUCAAGCCGGACCGGUGUCAUCACUGCUCUGCGUGUGACAUGUGUGUGCUGAAGAUGGACCACCAUUGUCCCUGGGUGAACAACUGUGUAGGGUUCUCCAACUACAAGUUCUUCAUUCUCUUUUUGGCCUACUCGCUGCUUUACUGCCUGUUCAUUGCAGCCACCGUGCUGCAGUAUUUCAUCAAGUUCUGGACUCUUUGCCGGAGAAAAUCGGCUGAGAACUGCCCAAAGAAUGACCUGCAAGAGACUCACUCGCACGCCAAAUUCCAUGUCUUGUUUCUCUUUUUUGUGGCGGCCAUGUUCUGCAUCAGUAUUCUCUCCCUCUUCAGCUACCACCUGUGGCUCGUCGGAAAGAACCGCUCCACCAUCGAGGCAUUCAGAGCACCCGUCUUUAGGACCGGGUCAGACAAGAACGGCUUUUCCCUUGGAUUCCGGAAGAAUAUCGCUCAGGUGUUUGGAGACCAAAAGAAGUAUUGGCUACUGCCAGUUUUCACAAGUCAAGGCGACGGCGUGACGUUCCCUACUCGCCUGGUCAACAUCGAUGUCGAACAGCCUACAGCUACUUUGCACCCGGACCAUAGUAAAAGCGAAGUGACCGUGAGCCCCCUAAGCGAGUCGCAGAAUCGCCUCUUGAGCAACGAGCAACUCACCAAAAGCAUGGGGGACCAUGUGGUUCAUAAUCCUGGUAAAUCAGCUUCAAACGACACCACCACCCUCUCCAUGGAGAGCGAAUCCUAA